AUGUUCCUCAUCAUGUCUCCAACUUUUGUCGCUUCCAUACUUUAUCUCUCCGCGCUCGCAACCGCUCUUCCAAAGGCUACGCCGGUGAUUGAAGAUCGACAAACUCCAACAUCCGACAACAUUCUCCAGGCUCGACAAACACCAUUCAGUCCGGCCCAGCAAGCAUCCGCAGUAGCACAGUGCAAAAGUGGGGACCUCAACAUCCCUACCGUCACGGAUUGGAUAAAUCUUCAGAUCGACGACUGGUUCGAUAUCUUCUGGACUGACGUGCCAGCAAUAUACUACAACAAUCAUGUUACACCUCCCACUGUUCCGUAUGUGAUAUCCGAAAUAUAUCAACGGGAUGGCAUCACGUGCACAAUAGCCGACUCUUGCAUCACUGUCUCUCUCCAGUGCUCCGAUUGGCUGACACCAGCGCCUAAUGGAUCGUUCGAUGCCGUCCGUGCUUACGUGUUUUAUAAUGGCUGGAGGGCCCUUGCAGAGUUGUUUUACCAGAUGAAUGUAGCAACGGCUUCUUCCGAAGUCAAUCAGAUUAGUGUUGCAAGCGUCAUUGGAUCGACCUUUGGCAACGAUACCUCUUCUGGCGGUCCAUCGUGGGACAAGACCACAUCUGCUGGUACCCCGGCAAUUGGAGGUGUAUCUGCCAUUCUUGGAGCUCUGUCAUUCGGCACUGCUUCCUCCGCGACCGGUGUAAUUGGCAGUCUCCUGAGUGGGAUUGUAGGCGGCAUCAGUCUUGGAGACGCAGCCCCUGCAGACCCCCGGAUUGACAGCAUAAAUGAUUUGGAAGGUUCAAUGGAGACUCUGUACUGGUCACUCAACAAUGGACUAGCCGUUACCUAUCAAACCGUCCUGCUCUGGAACAAUGGCAGUGGAGGUGGUUUCCCCCAAGUCCAGGAUCUCCUCAAGGGAGGCGCCUUCGUUGAUGAGGGGGUCGGCCAAAGUAGCCUUCUUUCUUCGAUCGAAGACCAGACAUUCUAUGACAAUAUGCGCGAUGGUUCGGCCCGUAUCUUUGGCUGGACGGCUAUCAAUACGGUGUGGAGAGAUGCAGAUGUAUUCAUUGUGUACCUGCCUUAUAACGCUCACAUUCCGCCGUAUACCAAUUUUCAACAAUCAGACUGCCAAGCUCUCUUGACGUCCCAUACUUGGGCAACUCCCACGCUGUGUGAAGGCGACGGCAUGACCAUUCUGGUCGGCGACGCUUCAAACCCUAGCAUCGGCCCUGGCGUCGCUCCCCAUGGAUACAGCAGCACAAUCGAUAUCGCCGGGGUCCCCUUUGACUACCAUAACGUUAUGGCAUCCAGUGUGGGUGCUUGGCAGCACACGGGUUUCAACGCUAAUAUCUCGAAUCCGCUCGUCGCGGGCUUGCAGACAGGGAACAUUGAUGUGUCUGAUUUGGGCGAUGUGCAGAGUCUUGGAGAUCUGCCGAUGACUACUGAAGGCGUCUUCAACCUCCCCGUCUGCCAACUUUUCGACUUCAACAGCGUCUACGGCUUCUACCCGCCCAAUGAACAAACCAAUCCGCAAUUUUGGUGCGGAUGUCUAUACGCGAGUGCCAAUUCGCCAGCGGCACCGUCGCAACUUUUCAGUGAUCACAUCUCCAGUGGGCUCACUGCGGCGGUUAAGAGUGCGAACCCUUGUUGUGUGUUCGAUGGGACGGAUUAUCCGAGUGGGUGCGGGGAGUCACCAUCAUAA
Molecule: messenger RNA, 1692 nt
Organism: Letharia columbiana
Lineage: Eukaryota; Fungi; Ascomycota; Lecanoromycetes; Lecanorales; Parmeliaceae
Exons: 7
Coding region: 1-1692 (563 amino acids)
Source: RefSeq, a predicted model, not a curated record